GCCACACGGCUCCCCUGUUCGGCAAAGGUAGAAAGAACUAGGCUAGCAUUGUUCUCGCCUCCAAGCAAACCAUUCACCCACCACCUAACCGGGAGCACGCUUCUACGCUUCACUUAUGACAACCUCGUUCAAUUGAUUGUUGGAGAAGGAUCAGGACUGUGGGCCAUUGAUCGUCCUCGGCUUUCCGCUUUCCAAGAAUGGCCGUUGUCCUUACGGCGGAAGAGGACGGCCAUUUCUCGUCAGGAUUGCGCCGGUCCCAGUCGCAAGUCAAAAUAGCACCUGAACGUUCGGACUUCCGAACAUCUUCGUCAGCCUCGCGCCUCAGCGACCUUUUUUCCCAGGCCUCGAGGACAUACGCAGGGUCGCCCGGUUCGUCAACACUAACAUCUCCAUCUGUGACUCAUGUCGAAUCUGCCGAUGAGUUGUACUUGUCGACUCCAGUGUCGAACUCUUCUUUGGCAUCGGAUUGCGCUGAAGCUAAUCACACGGCAUUGAUGACAACGGAGGAUGUUAUUUUUCCCAACUAUGAUGACGGGGGCUACUUUGGCCGGCUUGGGCUGGAUAGCCUAGAGCCUCCCCCGAGCCCGCAGCCGGGUAACUCGGACGUUGCAUCGCCGCAUGAACAACAUGAAUGGGUCGCCGCGUCGAGGCCCGGGAGCCCGGACAUCUUGGAGAGAGCGGAGGACGACAUCUCAGUACGGGCGCAGCCAUCAAGACACGUGGAUUAUUUCUCACAUGACUGGAGGGAGGAGGAUAUCUGGUCAUCUUGGAAAUUCAUCGUGUCCAGGAGGGGAGACUACACAAACUCAGCUCGGUUGGAAAAUGCGUCGUGGCGGACAUGGAUGAAGGCCAGAAACAACCUGAGCACAGUUUCGGCUGAGACCCUAAAUUGGCUGAAAGACCACGAUGUGACAUGGCUCUAUGGGCCGUUACAGACUGGCACAUCAAGUGUGAAUGACACUUCGAGAAGCUCAAAUAGCACCAAGCUAUCCAAGUCAAGUUCAUUCAUUAACAAAAAGCCGAUUUUAAAGAAGAGAAGCAUGUCAGAAAUCAUGCUCCAAAGAUCUCUCUCCACAUCCUCGCUUGUGAAGCAAGCAGCUGCGGCGGUGCAGGCCCAGCAGCAGGGGAAUCUGAAGAGGAUAGGCAGACGACCAGGGCUCGAACGAGCGAAUACCGAUUACAUCACAUUUCCCUUCUCGUCACGGGGUGUGAGCCACGAUGGGACGAGCUUGUUCCCCUCGACUAGAUCCUCUGGGAUCAUUUCGCCGAGUGGCGGACGGAAGCACAUCCACUUCAACGAGCAGGUCUCGCAAUGCAUCGCAGUGGACAUCAAAGAGGACGACGAGGAAGAUGACACCGAGAUGAGCCGUUAUCAGGACGACAGCGACUCGGACGACGGUGCCAUCAUGAUGAAGCGGACGCAGCCCAAGAAGAGGCGGCCGAUCCUUAAGAAGACGCCAAGUCACAAUAAUGGUGGAGAGAGCAAGACGAUAGCGAUGCUGCCGUCCACUACCUUGAAAUAUAGGGAAGACACCCCCGAGCCUACGGAAUCGGCCAUGAAGCACAGCAGCCCCAGUCUGAGGAGCCCAGCGCUCUCUCCUUCGUCGUCUCAGGAAACGCUACGCCCUUCCAAGAAGUCCGGCAAGCUCUUCUUCGCCGGAGAUGAGGACGAUGACGACCACGACGAUAUGGACGACGGCAACAUCAGAAGCGGCAUGUACUCGUCACCCCACUACCGCGAUGGCGGUUCCGGACUGCGUCGGUCGGUAUCUACAGUCAGCCUAUCAGGCGAGCCCGCUGGGAUGCGUAGGACAUCGUCCGGGAUGUUCAUGCCGCUCGAGGAAGGGGAGCCUCCUGCUAACGGCGACGGCCUAAUCGGUCGCAUCAUUGAUACGGUAAAUACGGCCCGGGACAUUGCCCAUGUCAUCUGGAAUGUGGGCUGGAGGAGUUGACUGUUUUUGCGGCGCGAGUCCUUUUUUGUUAA
This is a messenger RNA of Chaetomium strumarium, 1984 nucleotides long. RefSeq lists its product as uncharacterized. The record is from RefSeq and is a predicted model, not a curated record. Lineage: Eukaryota; Fungi; Ascomycota; Sordariomycetes; Sordariales; Chaetomiaceae. Bases 198 to 1952 code for a protein of 584 amino acids. Gene Ontology annotation, biological process: cellular response to glucose starvation; protein catabolic process in the vacuole. The transcript is spliced from 2 exons.